Postia placenta MAD-698-R-SB12 is the source of this 1803-nucleotide messenger RNA. RefSeq lists its product as hypothetical. Gene Ontology annotation, molecular function: RNA polymerase I core promoter sequence-specific DNA binding. NCBI's taxonomy places the organism in Eukaryota, Fungi, Basidiomycota, Agaricomycetes, Polyporales, Adustoporiaceae. Gene Ontology annotation, biological process: RNA polymerase I preinitiation complex assembly; nucleolar large rRNA transcription by RNA polymerase I. Gene Ontology annotation, cellular component: RNA polymerase I core factor complex; RNA polymerase transcription factor SL1 complex. The transcript is spliced from 10 exons. Bases 1 to 1803 code for a protein of 600 amino acids. The record is from RefSeq and is a predicted model, not a curated record.
AUGGCACCAAAGCGACGGUGUCCGGUGUGUGGUUCAAAGCAAUGGCAUAAGGAACCAUCCAGCGGGCUCAUCACAUGCAGUGAAGGCCAUGUUCUCCAGAACUAUAGGAACGAAACAAGGGAAGUCACGGAGCUUGGUCCACAUGCCCUUCGGAAGAGGACGCUCAAGUCCGUCAGGAAGAAACGAGAAAAGCUCAGCAAGGCGGACCCCAACCUAUACCAUGGCGAACGGGCGCGCUUUCACUACUUUCAGUGUUUGCAGCUCAUCUUGCGUAUGCAAAUCAGCGCUCUCAUCGAAGCGUGGGGCUUACCUCCCGAGUUUGAGAUCAUAUGCAAAGACAUAUGGGCGUUGCAUCUUAGCCUCCUGCCGAAGCCACCACCAGCAGAGCCCCUUCGCUUCAGGCAAGACCGGGAAACUACGGAAGAAUCCGAGGCAAGAGCUCGUCCUCAAAGCACGCUGGCUCCAGACGACGCUAGUGAUGGCGAGCAAGAAGCGGAAGAACUCCAUGGUGAUGCUGCGCGAGCCUCUUCAUCCUCUUCAUCUGCGAGCGACGAAGAGGAUGAAGAUCCCGCGAUUGCCGAGCUCAUGCGGGAGAACUCUGAAACUUCUUCCUCAGAGGAAGAUGCACCUCGCCCUCGGGCUCCUACUGAAAAUGCCAAGAAGAAACGUCCUGAUCGGCAAUUUGACGCUCCCGCAAGCACUAUCGCUGUGUUAAUAGUAGCUUGUUGGACGCUACGCCUUCCCGUCACACACAUGGACUUCAUCAAGCUGAUUGAGGCAUACAAGCUGCCGUAUAUGGAUCCCACACGUUUGCUUCCAGCAGGCCUGACGGUGCAUCUGACGAAGCACGUCGUACAGGCGUUGUCCCCGAAGCACGCGCCGUCACCCAUUCUUCUCCACGGGCUCGCUUCUAGGCUUGCACGGUUGAUGCACUCAGAGUACGGAGUGUACACGCCCGAAAUGAAUUCUUCUCCGUUGCUCUGGAGAGCCGUGCGUGCAACUUGCGGGACACCGACGCUCUAUGUGAUGUCAAAAAAAGUGGCGCGCGUUCUCUCGGUGCCUGUAAUGCUACACCGAUCACUAGCCUCCCCGCUCGCGCGCACCAAGAAACGCGAUCCUGAGUUUCAUAAGUACGAUAGCAUCGUGCCUGAAGUCGCGCUCAUAUCCGUUGUGAUCGUCGUCCUCAAAAUGGUCUACGGUCUUGAUGGCAAGGAAAGGCAAGGUGGCCCGAUACAGGACCCUGCGUGUGCAUUACCAUUAUUAACGGAAUUUCUUCAAUGCAUCAAGGAGGUCGACGAAAAGCAUGAGGAUCAUUUCGAACAUACACGGCCACUUAAACAUCGUAGAUCGGCUCUGGAUUUGGACGACUCUGCGAUUGACAGAUACCUCGACUUCUGCGAGACAGCUUUGCUACCUCGUGAAGACCAGAGAGAUGGUACGUUGGCUCACCGCUUACCAUGGAGCUGGAUAUCUGAGCGAUAUUCUAUUCCUGAAGAGCGCGCACAACGUGCAUCACUUCCUCCUAUGCCGUUGAACGAAGACGCCACCGGCCUCCUUCCAGGCCAAGCCUACGCUGUCUUCAACACGCAGGACGUUUUAGGCGCACUCCCCGAACAGUACGAGACUGUGAUUGCGCGAGCAGCACAGUGGUCCGGGGUGAACGAGAGCUAUGUGGCUAGCGUCGUGGAGCGGUUUGAAAGAAGGCUGAUUCGCUGGUGGGACCAACUGAAACGAAGGGAACGGGACGGGCGAAGGGGCAAGAGUGUUGGGAGCGCGGAGCGGGAGCUGAGCCCAGAGGUCUGA